AUUGAUAAAUAUUUAUUAUUUACAAAAUACGCAAUAAAUAUUUUUUCAGAAACUCAAUAAAAUUGUUCAAAAUUACUUUUUCAAAGUGUCAAAUUUUCGAAACAGAGAUUGAAAUGCUUGAUCUUGAAGUAAUUCCUGAAAGAGGAUUGGGAUGUCCAGAAAAGUUUUGGGAAUUCAUUUUGGGAAUGCAUUUUUCUCAAGCUGUUGCAAUAAUACAAACACAAGUUGGAACCAUAAAGAAUGUUCAAGUGCUAUACAGUGAUCAUGAUCCAUUAGGUAUAGAUAUUGUAAUUAAUUUGCCAUUGAGCGGACUGCGCUUGAUUUUCGAUGCAAUCUCGCAACGUCUCAAGGCGAUCGAGAUAUUCAACAUGAAACUCGUUCGUUUACGCUACUGCGGGCUUCAUUUUAAUUCUCCUGAAGUUAUCCCAUCAAUAGAACAAAUUGAGAAUUCAUUUGGCUCAACACAUCCAGCUAUAUAUGAUGCUGCAAAGAAUUCCUUCGCUUUGAACUUUAGAGGAUUAACGUUCUAUUUUCAUAUCGAUACGAAAAUACAAACGAAUUUCGCCAGUCAUGGUCUUGGAUCUCUACAUUUUGGACCAGGCAAUUCUCCUGUAGUCACCAAAAUGAUCUUGUACAACGGGAAUAAUGUUCAAGAUUGUAAACCUCCCCCUCUACCCAUUUCUUGCAUGUUGAAACAGCUCUACAUGGAAUCAGCAACAGUCAUCAGAAAUGCAUGUGGUACAAAAGGUCUUCGACUAAAUAUCUUUACUGAAGGAUCUGUACGGUCAUUAGAACCAAAAAAGCAAUGUCUUACUCGUGACAUUCUGUUUGGUGAUUCAUGUCAAGAUGUUUGUACUAAUAUUGGUGCACCAUCUCGAGUAUUUUAUAAAUCCGAAGACAAAAUGAAAAUUCACUCCCCAUCAGCUCAUAAACGUGUUCAAAACCGUCGAAGUGAUUAUUUCUUUAAUUAUUUCACUUUAGGAUUAGAUGUUUUGUUUGAUGCAUGUACACAAAAAGCUAAAAAGUUUAUUUUACAUACAAACUAUCCUGGACAUUAUAAUUUCAAUAUGUAUCAUCGCUGUGAAUUCAAAUUAGAAUUGAAUGGAGACAAAACAACUAGCGAAAACUUGUUGAACACUACUCCUGUUACCGUUAAUGCAUAUUCAAAAUGGGACACUAUCAGCUCACGAUUGAAUCCAGCAGACCGACCUGUUGUUCUUCAUCGUGCUUCAUCAACAAACUGCUCGAACUUAUUUGGAUCUACGUUUUGUUACGGUUAUCAAGAUAUUAUUUUUGAAGUUAUGAAUAAUGGUCAUAUCGCUUCAGUAACCUUCUAUAAUACGUCACAAAAUGUCUUUAGUCCCUGGGCUGGAACUCAGCAAAGUGGAGAGAAAAAUAAGCUUUUUAUUACAAAAGCAUUAAAUGAUGGAAAUAUAUCUGAUCUUGAAGAAGGCCAGAUAUAUUCUGAUAGUUCAUCAAGCGAAAAAGAGGAUGACGAAUCUAGCAAUUCGGAAUUUGAUGAUGGCUAUGGGGAUGAUUUAAUGGGAAAUGAAGAAGAUCGAAAUUACCUUGAAAAGCUAUCAGAAAAAGAACGAGAAACUGAGCUUUUUAAGCGUGCUGAAAGGCGUGAUCAACUUAAGAGACGUUGGGAAAUUGAACGCAAAUUAAAGCAAACAAGAAAAGUUGAAAAUGCCAAGAACAAAAGUUUUAAGAAACCAGCCUCUAAAAAAUCUAGAAAACAAAAUGAUAAACCUCCGAAAAUAUUACCUUUCACUUCAACAAGUGUUGAGGAACAAACGAAAGCACCAUCGCCCAUGUAUGAUACUUCAUCUGAAAUUCAAUCGAUUAUUGAAAAAUCAAAUGAUUACCGUGAAGAGUAUUUUGAUCCCAAGGAACGUUCAAAGGAAAGAAAGAAAAAUGUAGAAAUGAACAAGACCGAUGACAAACGAAGCAAUGCUAUGGCAAUGUUGAAAGCUCGACGAGAAGGAAAGCAAAAGAGAGAAGUUGAACGAUCUGAAGCACUCAAACAAGUAGAAGAUGAAAAGGAAGAGCUCGAAGGUGUAGCUGAAAAAUCAUCUUCAGUUAAGUUAAAGGCUCGUGACAUCUAUUCUGAUGAUAGUGACAGCGACAGUGAAGGGAAGCAAUCACAAACAGGCAGAUCUUCCUCCAGUCGUUCCUCUACAUCAUCUGAUACUGAUGACGAAUCGCAAGCUGCUCUCAAUAAGAAACCAAUCUUUAUUUCAACACUCGAAGAUCUCAAUAAGCUACGCAUAUCAAGGCAUAAAUUAGAAAAGUUUAUUAACUUACCUAUUUUCGAAAAAACUGUUGUUGGUUGUUUCGUACGGAUUAACAUAGGAAAUAACAACUCAACUCAAAAGCUUGUUUAUCGAGUCGCUGAAAUAACAGCUGUCGUAGAAACACCUAAAAUUUAUGCUUUUGGAACUGGACGAACAAAUAAAGGACUCAAAUUAAAGCAUGCUACACAAGAACGAGUCUUUAGAUUAGAAUUUGUUUCAAAUCAGGAUUUCACCGAGUCCGAAUUCGAGAAAUGGAAAGAAAUUUGUGAAAAAUUUUCUGUUAUAAUGCCAACAGUCGAUCUUAUAGAGCAGAAGAGACGUGACAUACAAGGAGCUCUUAAUUACGAGUAUAAAGAUGAAGAUAUUGAUCGAAUUAUUGAAGAGAAAAAUCGAUUUCGAGCGCAUCCGACAAAUUAUGCCAUGAGAAAGACACAAUUAAUGAAGGAACGUGAUGCAGCAAUUUUACAAGGGAAUGAGGAGAUUGCAAAUGAGAUCAACUUAAAAUUGCAAGAGUUAGAAGAGCGUGCAAACGAAUUAGAUAAACGUCGAUCCAGUUCAAUUCAAUUGAUUUCCUAUAUCAACAAUCGAAAUCGUCGGAAAAAUGUAGAAGAGGCAGAAAAAGCAAUCAUUGAAGAAGCCCGAGCUACAAAAGGUUUAAAAUUUUCUGAUCCAUUCACAAGAAGAUCUACCAAACCGAAAAUGGCAUUCAAGGCAUCACAAGAACCAGUUGAAGAAAUAAUGAUUGCACCAGAUCCCCCAAAAGCUACAAAACAGAGAGAAAAAAGAAAUGAGGACAAUUCCUCAGCUGAAAAUUUAUACUCUUUGCAUGAUUUUGAGAUUGAUCUGGAUGUUCCUGUUCCAAUAUCAAAUGUAGCAGCUUUUCCUAAACCUGUAGAAAAAAUGCAGGAUUCAGGACCAAAAAUAAGAAGAUCAUUAAACUUGGAGGACUAUAAGAAGAAACGUGGCCUCAUAUAACUAACAUUAUUUAUUAAACUGCAGUUACAAAAAAGAAUCGCAAACUGGACAUUCAUUUUAAUGUAAUUUCAUAAUGUAUGUUCAUAAUAAUUCUAUACUUAACACUCAAAAUAUUUAGAUGAAUAAAUAAAUAUUUUAAAUUAUCUAUCUCUUAAAUAAAUAUAUCUGUCAGUGUUUAUAUUGAACAAUUAGGGAAUGUAUUUGGCGAUAUACUCUACAUAGGUUUUUAUUAUUUAUCUAGAUAUCUAGUUAAUACUUUACAAAACUAGAUCAUUUUUGGUACAUCAUUAAAGUAAGAAAAUUAUCAAAGUUAAUCUAGUUUUUACAUUUGCUCCUUAAACAGUCAAUCCGAGAAUUUUUGCAAUAAAAAUAAGAUUGAACUUUUG
Messenger RNA from Clunio marinus, 3658 nucleotides. Lineage: Eukaryota; Metazoa; Arthropoda; Insecta; Diptera; Chironomidae. The record is from the annotation of a GenBank genome assembly.